UUGGAGAGCCAAAGGAGUGAGGGGAGUUUGACUUUUUGGCUACCUCCAUUCGAUUCGAUGCGAUGCUGCGCCGCCUCCUCCUCGUUCCCCUCCUCCUCCACGCCGCUGCCGCCGGCGACAUCUGUAUCGUGGGCAGCGGCAUCUCCGGAUCAUCCACCGCCUUCUUUCUCUCCAAUUACACUACCGUCCUCUCCGGCGGCCAAUUGCGCGUCUUCGAGCGCCGCGCUAAGGUCGGCGGCCGCCUCGCCACCGUUACCGUGGCCGGAGACGACUUCGAGGCAGGCGGCUCCAUCAUCCACCCUCGCAAUCUCCACGUGCGCCGCUUCGCUGACCUUCUAGGCCUAGCAGCCAAGACCAAUGGGGACGACGACUGGCUGGGGAUCUGGGACGGCAGCCGCUUCGUCUUCCAGACGCUCCGCCCGCCACCGCCCGGGGCCUCUUGGCUCCGCCGCAAGCUGCACGCCCUUCUUAACACGCUGCACCUUCUUAAGCGUUAUGGCCUGUCGCUGGUCAAGAUGGACAGAUUUGUCCAGGAUAUGUUGCAAAGGUUUCUGCUUUACUACAAUGGCUUUGAGUCCCGGCCUGUAUUUGACUCGGUUGAGGAGAUGCUCAAAUGGUCGGGCCUCUAUGACCUCACUCGCAGGACCCUAGAGGAGGAGCUGGUUGAUGCUGGCCUGAAUUCUCAAACUAUUUCAGAGCUCGUUACUGUGAUAACAAGAAUCAACUAUGGCCAAAGUGCGAGUAUAAGUGGCCUUGCUGGUGCGGUGUCUUUAGCUGGUUCUGAGUCAGGAUUGUGGGCUGUCAAAGGGGGCAACUGGCAGCUAGCUGCUGGAUUGCUCAAGGCUGCUAACGCCACCUUGCAUCUCCAAGAAGGCAUAGACUCAAUCCAUUAUGCAGGGGAUCACUAUGUUCUGAAAUCCAAUAAAGGGCAUGAAUAUGAUUGUGAGGCAACGGUGGUUGCAACACCACUUGACGAGGUUAACAUUACAUUUAGCCCCGCAAUCUCCAUUUCGCCGAGGAAGAUGCAGCAUACCCAUGCAACCUUUGUGAGGGGCCUCUUGAAUCCUAAAUAUUUUGGUCUAAGCUCAGUAUCAGAUAUUCCGGAGCUGAUAGGAACCAUGGAGGUCCCUGAGAUCCCAUUUUCAAGCAUCUCGAUUCUGAAGAAGUACAGCGAGCAGGACAUGACUUACAAGGUGUUCUCGCGUAAGAAGCUGAAUGAUAGUUUGCUGGAUGAUAUCUUUAGCAGGAGGAAGGAGACGAUACGGAUAAACUGGCCUGCGUAUCCCCACUAUGAAGCCCCAGAAGUGUUUUCUCCGCUAAUACUGGACGGUAAACAGCUGUACUACGUGAACACAUUCGAGAGCGCAGCGAGCGCCAUGGAGACGGGAGCCGUUGCAGCGGAAAACGUGGCCAGGCUCCUCCUUGCGAGGCUCAGGCUGCCUCUCCCUUCCCGGCUCCACCUUGGGGCCGAUGAUCCCGACCAGCGAGCAGAUCUGUGAAUGCAUUGCGCACACGCGCCAUCUGUAUUUGUAUUUGUGACCUUUGGAACUACUACUAGUAGCUUUGUGCCAAUCAGCUAUUUAUGUGCUCGUGUGAAAAAAAAAUGGUUUAGGAUAUGGGGAUUUCGUCAUCCGACUAAACCCGACCUGGUUUCACCUAAAGUGAGAAAUGAUUGAUAGAAUAA
Messenger RNA from Oryza brachyantha (malo sina), 1684 nucleotides. Its product is annotated as farnesylcysteine lyase. The transcript has 5 exons. Gene Ontology annotation, biological process: prenylcysteine catabolic process; prenylated protein catabolic process. The coding region runs from base 63 to 1499 and encodes 478 amino acids. The record is from RefSeq and is a predicted model, not a curated record. Gene Ontology annotation, molecular function: prenylcysteine oxidase activity. Lineage: Eukaryota; Viridiplantae; Streptophyta; Magnoliopsida; Poales; Poaceae.